UAAAAAGCCUUAUUUCCAGUUAGAAAAAAGGAGAGAGAGAGAGCUUCCCUUUCGUCCAUAUAUUCUGCAUCUUUGGCAUCGUAAGCGGUGACGUAUCACUCUUCUCUCUCUGUCUCAAAUAUUCUCCUUCCAUCAAAAAAAGAGAGAACCCACUUUCUCCCAAAGCCAUACGAGUGAGUACACAAGAUCCCUUUUUCGUUUCCUCGUGAUUUGCCAAAUCUCCAGGUUAGAGAAAGCUUUUGUUGAUGCUCUGUAUCUGAGGAAGGAGGAGAGAAGAAAUGGGGUUUGAGGAGGCGUUGGAGUGGUACUGCAAGCCGGCGCCUAACGGCGUUUGGACGAAACAAGUUGAUAACGCGUUUGGCGCUUACACGCCCUGUGCUACUGACUCUUUUGUCCUUGUAAUCUCUCAUGUGGCUCUCUUGGUUCUGUGUCUGUACCGUAUAUGGCGCACCAUGAAGGACCACAAAGUGGAGAGGUUCUGCAUGAGGUCGAGAUUGUAUAGCUAUUUGUUGGCUCUUUUGGCGGCUUAUGGUACUGCUGAGCCGUUGUUUAGGUUGAUCAUGGGGGUUUCUGUUUUGGAUUUGGAUGGAGAUGGGCUUCCUCCUUAUGAGGCGUUUGGUUUGGGGGUUGAAGCUUUGACUUGGGGGUCUGUGAUGAUCAUGAUUUGUAUGGAAACUAAAAUUUACAUCCAUGAACUCCGUUGGUACGUUAGGUUUGCUGUCGUAUAUGCUCUUGUGGGGGAUAUGGUCUUGCUAAAUCUUGUUCUCUCAGUCAAGGAGUUCUAUACCAGUUAUGUACUGUAUCUCUAUAUAAGCGAGGUGGCAGUUCAGGUCCUAUUUGGAAUUCUAUUGUUUGUGCAUCUUCCCAAUUUGGAACCUUACCCUGGCUACAUGCCAUUGGGGAGUGAAACUGUGGAUGAUCAUGAGUAUGAAGAGCUUUCUGAGGGACAACAAAUAUGUCCGGAAAGGCAAGCAAACAUAUUUGACAAGAUCUUCUUCUCAUGGAUUAAUCCGUUGAUGACUCUGGGAUCUAAAAGGCCUCUCACAGAGACGGAUGUGUGGCAUCUGGACACUUGGGAUCAGACUGAAACUCUGUUCACCAGCUUCCAGCAAUCCUGGGAUAAGGAACUACAAAAGCCGAAACCGUGGUUGUUGAGAGCAUUAAACAGUAGUCUGGGAGGAAGGUUUUGGUGGGGAGGAUUUUGGAAGAUUGGGAAUGAUUGCUCACAAUUUGUAGGGCCUCUUUUACUGAAUCAACUCUUAAAGUCAAUGCAACAAGAUGAGCCCGCUUACAUGGGUUACAUCUAUGCGUUCUCCAUCUUUGUUGGAGUGGUACUGGGGGUGCUAUGUGAAGCUCAAUAUUUCCAGAAUGUCAUGCGUGUUGGUUACCGACUAAGAUCUGCUCUGAUUGCUGCUGUAUUCCGCAAAUCGUUGAGGUUGACUAAUGAAGGUCGUAGAAAGUUUCAAACGGGAAAGAUAACCAACUUAAUGACCACUGAUGCCGAAUCUCUUCAGCAAAUUUGCCAAUCACUUCAUACCAUGUGGUCGGCUCCAUUUCGAAUCAUUGUAGCACUGAUUCUCCUCUACCAGCAAUUGGGCGUUGCCUCGCUCAUUGGUGCUUUGUUGUUGGUCCUUAUGUUCCCUUUACAGACUAUUAUUAUAAGCAAAAUGCAGAAUCUGACUAAGGAAGGUCUUCAGCGUACUGACAAGCGAAUUGGUCUUAUGAAUGAGGUUUUAGCUGCAAUGGAUACAGUAAAGUGUUAUGCAUGGGAAAACAGUUUUCAGUCCAAGGUCCAAACUGUACGUGAUGAUGAAUUAUCUUGGUUCCGGAAAUCACAGCUCCUGGGAGCGUUGAAUAUGUUCAUACUGAACAGCAUUCCUGUUCUCGUGACUAUUGUUUCAUUUGGUGUGUUCACAUUGCUUGGAGGAGACCUGACCCCUGCAAGAGCGUUUACAUCGCUCUCUCUCUUUGCUGUGCUUCGUUUCCCUCUAUUCAUGCUUCCCAACAUCAUAACUCAGGUGGUGAAUGCUAAUGUAUCCUUAAAACGUUUAGAGGAAGUGUUAGCGACAGAAGAGAGAAUUCUCUUACCAAAUCCUCCCAUUGAACCUGGACAGCCAGCCAUCUCAAUAAGAAAUGGAUUUUUCUCUUGGGAUGCUAAGGGGGAUAGGCCGACGUUGUCAAAUAUUAACUUGGAUGUGCCUCUUGGCAGCCUAGUUGCUGUUGUUGGUAGUACAGGAGAAGGAAAGACCUCCUUGGUAUCUGCUAUCCUUGGGGAACUUCCUGCAACAUCUGAUGCAAUGGUUACUCUCAGAGGAUCAGUUGCUUAUGUUCCACAAGUUUCAUGGAUCUUUAAUGCAACAGUACGCGACAAUAUAUUGUUUGGUUCUCCUUUUGACCGUGAAAGAUAUGAAAGGGUCCUUGAUGUGACUGCGCUCAAGCAUGACCUAGAGUUACUGCCUGGUGGUGAUCUCACUGAGAUUGGUGAAAGAGGUGUUAACAUCAGUGGAGGACAGAAGCAGAGGGUGUCAAUGGCUAGAGCCGUUUACUCAAACUCAGAUGUAUUCAUCUUUGAUGACCCCUUAAGUGCCCUUGAUGCUCAUGUUGGUCAACAGGUUUUUGAGAAAUGCAUAAAAAGAGAAUUGGGGAACAAAACGAGAGUUCUCGUUACAAACCAGCUCCAUUUCCUAUCGCAAGUGGACAGAAUCAUACUUGUCCAUGAAGGCACAGUGAAAGAGGAAGGAACAUAUGAAGAGCUAUCCAAUAACGGCCCUUUGUUUCAGAGGUUAAUGGAAAAUGCAGGGAAGGUUGAAGAAUAUUCUGAAGAAAACGGAGAAGCUGAGGCUGUUCAAACGGCCGUAGCACCAUUAACGAACGGAACCACAAAUACUCUUCAGAUGAAUGGCGCUGACGAUAAGAAAGCCAAAGAAGAAAGCAAAGGAGGAAAAUCUGUUCUCAUCAAGCAAGAAGAACGUGAAACUGGAGUAGUGAGCUGGAGAGUCCUGAAGAGGUACCAGGAUGCACUUGGAGGAGCAUGGGUAGUGAUGAUGCUCCUUUUAUGCUACGUCUUGACAGAAGUAUUCCGGGUUACCAGCAGCACGUGGUUGAGUGAAUGGACUGAUGCAGGAACUCCAAAGAGUCAUGGACCCAUUUUCUACAAUCUCAUUUAUGCUCUUCUCUCAUUUGGACAGGUUUUGGUGACAUUGACCAAUUCAUAUUGGUUGAUUAUGUCCAGUCUUUAUGCAGCUAAGAGGCUACACGACAAUAUGCUUCAUUCCAUACUAAGAGCCCCAAUGUCCUUCUUCCACACCAAUCCAUUAGGACGGAUAAUCAACCGGUUCGCAAAAGAUCUUGGUGAUAUUGAUCGAACUGUUGCCGUCUUUGUAAACAUGUUUAUGGGUCAAGUCUCACAGCUUCUUUCAACUGUUGUCUUGAUUGGCAUUGUCAGCACUUUGUCCUUAUGGGCCAUCAUGCCCCUCCUUGUCUUGUUUUAUGGAGCUUAUCUCUAUUACCAGAACACAGCUCGUGAGGUUAAGCGUAUGGACUCGAUCACAAGAUCUCCCGUUUAUGCACAGUUUGGAGAGGCGUUGAACGGCUUAUCAACCAUCCGUGCCUACAAAGCAUAUGAUCGGAUGGCUGAGAUCAACGGAAGAUCAAUGGAUAACAACAUCAGAUUCACUCUCGUCAACAUGAGUGCCAACCGUUGGCUCGGGAUCCGUUUAGAGACACUCGGUGGUCUCAUGAUUUGGCUGACAGCGUCCUUCGCCGUCAUGCAGAACGGGAAAGCUGAGAACCAACAAGCAUUUGCAUCUACAAUGGGUUUGCUACUCAGCUACGCGUUAAACAUCACUAGCUUGCUAACAGGUGUUCUUAGACUCGCGAGUUUGGCUGAGAACAGUCUGAACGCAGUAGAGCGUGUUGGCAACUAUAUAGAGAUACCAUCAGAGGCUCCGCUUGUUAUUGAGAGCAACCGUCCACCUCCUGGAUGGCCAUCAGCUGGGAGCAUAAAGUUUGAGGAUGCUGUUCUACGUUACAGGCCUCAGCUACCACCUGUGCUUCAUGGUGUUUCUUUCUUUAUUCAUCCGACGGAUAAGGUUGGGAUUGUUGGAAGGACGGGAGCUGGGAAGUCAAGCUUGUUGAAUGCUUUGUUUAGAAUCGUGGAGCUGGAGAAAGGGAGGAUAUUAAUCGAUGAGUGUGACAUUGGCAAGUUUGGACUUAUGGACUUGCGUAAAGUGCUUGGGAUCAUUCCACAGUCACCGGUUCUUUUCUCUGGAACUGUGAGGUUUAAUCUUGAUCCGUUUGGUGAACACAAUGAUGCUGAUCUGUGGGAGUCUCUGGAGAGGGCUCACUUGAAGGAUACCAUUAGGAGAAAUCCUCUUGGUCUUGAUGCUGAGGUCUCUGAGGCAGGAGAGAACUUCAGUGUGGGACAGAGGCAGUUGUUGAGUCUCUCACGUGCAUUGUUGCGGAGAUCCAAGAUACUGGUCCUUGAUGAAGCAACUGCUGCUGUUGAUGUUAGAACUGAUGCUCUCAUCCAAAAGACUAUCCGAGAGGAGUUCAAGUCAUGCACCAUGCUCAUCAUCGCUCACCGUCUCAACACCAUCAUCGACUGUGACAAAAUCCUCGUCCUUGAUUCCGGAAGAGUUCAAGAGUUCAGUACACCGGAGAACCUUCUAUCAAACGAAAGAAGCUCGUUCUCUAAGAUGGUUCAAAGCACAGGAGCUGCAAAUGCAGAGUAUUUGCGUAGUUUAGUACUUGAGAACAAGCGUGAGAGAGAUGGUGAUGACUCGCAACAACCUUUGCAAGGACAAAGGAAAUGGCUAGCUUCUACUCGCUGGGCUGCAGCUGCUCAGUUUGCGCUAGGUGUGAGUCUUACAUCAUCGCACAACGAUCUUCAAAUCCUUGAGAUAGAAGAUGAUGGGAGUAUCUUGAAGAGAACGAAAGAUGCGGUUGUGACUUUGCGCAAUGUUCUGGAAGGGAAGCAUGACAAGGAGAUUGCAGAGUCGCUUGAGGGACAUAAUAUAUCUAGAGACGGUUGGUUGUCAUCACUCUAUAGAAUGGUAGAAGGGCUUGCGGUGAUGAGCAGAUUGGCGAGGAACAGAAUGCAACAACCAGGUUACAAUUUGGAAGGAAACUCGUUUGACUGGGACAAUGUCGAGAUGUAGAUUAAGUUCAGGUCAAGCUAUAGUCAUCAUCAUCAAGUUGAAGAGAAACAUGUUCUUACCUUAACCAAAAUUGUUACUCUUUGAUGCCUUAAAACUUAAUUUUGUUCUGCAAAGAAAAUUUAACUUUGCUGUGUUCUUGAUUUCGUCUUUGAUAAUUAGAGUAGUUACUUUCCUUCGACUCCUCCUAAAUGGGAUUCUGAAAAUUUCAAAAGCAGAAUAUGACUGAAUGAUACCCUUUUAUA
Brassica rapa (field mustard) is the source of this 5401-nucleotide messenger RNA. Its product is annotated as ABC transporter C family member 2. Gene Ontology annotation, molecular function: ATP hydrolysis activity; ABC-type transporter activity; ATP binding. NCBI's taxonomy places the organism in Eukaryota, Viridiplantae, Streptophyta, Magnoliopsida, Brassicales, Brassicaceae. The record is from RefSeq and is a predicted model, not a curated record. Gene Ontology annotation, biological process: transmembrane transport. Gene Ontology annotation, cellular component: membrane.